AUGUCUCAAACUCUCAAACUUUCUUUUCUUAUAUGUCUCCUAUGGGGCUUACUGGCUGUGGCAGACUUGACCGCGCAUGGCGUCGGCCCUCGAGCUAUCUACACCUGCACAGUCCCCGCGAACAAUAAUGGCACCGAUGAUUCGCCAGCCAUCUUAGCUGCAUUCAAGGAAUGCCGCAAAGGUCGUCGGAUCGUGUUCUCGAAUACGACAUAUCACGUCAACCAAAUGAUGACAACCACGGACUUGGAAGAUACCCAAAUUGAGAUACAUGGCACUUUGCUGUGGAGCAACGACACCGACUACUGGGUGAGCCACCCUCAACCGACUGGUUUCCAGAAUGGUUCUGCAGCUUGGUUCCUAGGCGGCAAGAAUGUCACCAUAGAUGGUUUCGGCUAUGGAACUUUGGACGGCAAUGGCCAAGUCUGGCAAACUAAUGUGCGUUCUAGGUACAACUUGGUUAAAGGCCAGUCGAACUACCCAGAUCGCCCUCACGCUUUGGCCAUUUGGAAAGCCACGGACAUGACGGUUCGCAACGUCCGAAUGGUUCAGAGUCAAAUGUGGACCAUGACAAUCAUGUGGUCAAAGAACGUCCUCUUUGAUGGUAUCUACAUCAACAGUACAUCUAGCAAUGGCUACCCUGCCAGGAACACCGACGGAGCAGACACGAUUAACUCGGAUCACAUCACGUUUCGCAACAUGUACAUUCGGAAUGGCGAUGAUGCCAUUGCCCUGAAGGGUAAUUCCACCAACAUCUUGAUCGAGGAGUCGACCCUCGACCGCUCCCUCGGAAUCGCAUUUGGAAGUCUUGGGCAGUACAAGGGUGUGUUCGAAAGAGUUGAGAAUAUUACUGUCCGCAGAAUCAAGGGGCUCAAGACUCGAUAUGGUGCCUAUGUCAAGACUUGGACCGGUGAUCAGGUGUCGUACCCACCUAACGGGGGCGGCGGAGGUAUCGGGUCAUUGAGUGACUUCAACUUGACUCAGACACAACAAGUGCCAUUCGUCAUCGGCCAAUGCACAAGCUACAGCGGUGAAAAAGGAGACUGUGAGAGCAGCAAGUUCAAGAUAUCCAACAUGACGAUUCGCGGCUGGGUCGGCGAUGGAGCAUCAAGUUACGUCGCAGAUAUGGAUUGCAGCAAAGCGGCUGGGGGCUGUGACAAUAUCACCAUCGAAAAUGUCGGCUUGACCAACACCACUACGGGCGACGCCGUUACGAAAUAUCGAUGCAGAGACGUCACUUCAGUAGAGGGCUUUACUUGCACAUGA
Messenger RNA from Colletotrichum gloeosporioides, 1263 nucleotides. RefSeq names its product Alpha-L-rhamnosidase rgxB. The transcript has 4 exons. Lineage: Eukaryota; Fungi; Ascomycota; Sordariomycetes; Glomerellales; Glomerellaceae. The coding region runs from base 1 to 1263 and encodes 420 amino acids. The record is from RefSeq and is a predicted model, not a curated record. Gene Ontology annotation, biological process: carbohydrate metabolic process. Gene Ontology annotation, molecular function: polygalacturonase activity.